Messenger RNA from Neurospora hispaniola, 1468 nucleotides. Its product is annotated as S-adenosyl-L-methionine-dependent methyltransferase. The transcript has 2 exons. The coding region runs from base 119 to 1399 and encodes 426 amino acids. Gene Ontology annotation, cellular component: nucleus; cytoplasm. Gene Ontology annotation, biological process: peptidyl-arginine methylation. Lineage: Eukaryota; Fungi; Ascomycota; Sordariomycetes; Sordariales; Sordariaceae. Gene Ontology annotation, molecular function: protein arginine N5-methyltransferase activity. The record is from RefSeq and is a predicted model, not a curated record.
UCGCAAUUCAUCCUGCCUGCUCCACUGAAAAAAAACAAACUGCCCAAUCGAGACACUUGAUGGCCUCUCUCUGUGACUCUCACCAGUCAACAUCACACCCCAAAAAUACCAAGCCACCAUGUCCGACAACGACUCGAUAUCAGUCCGUAUCUCGGACGAUUGCCCUCCCGAGAUCCAGCGCAUGCUCACGGCCGCCUGGGCCCACGAUGUCGACACAGUCAAGAAGCUGAUCGACACGCCCGAAGUCGCCAGAGGCCAGGACCCCAAGACGGGCGAGUCGCCCCUGCACGCUGCCAUCCGCUCAUGCGGUGCUCCUUCCGAGGACGACACGCCCGAGGACCUCGAAAAGGCCAAGGCCACCGUGUCUGAGCUGCUCAUGUGGGGUGCCAUCUGGAACGAUGUCGACAACAACAACGAGACUCCCGGCUGUGUGGCUGCCCGUCUCAACCGGCCUGAGCUGUACGAGCUCUGCGUCAAUGCUGGUGUGAGGGCCGAGAUGCUGUUUGGUCUGAUGGAUGGCUAUGAGGCUUUGGACAGUGAUGAUGAGGAGAUGGCCGAGGGUGAGGAGGCACAGGCUGAGGAUGGCGAGGAGGCUCCCGAGCUGGUCGCCGCCGAAGAGGCAACUCAAACUGCUGAGGAAGAGACGCCCGCUGUCUUCCAGCCCCCUGCAGUCAACCUCGAGGAGCAAGUCACCAGCGACAAGUAUCUGCGCUCUACUGUCGCCUACUCGGACGGUAAGCUGGUCGACGACGCCGGCAACGGUGUCAUGAUGGCCUGGGAAACCGACAUUAUGCGUCGCAGUGUUGACGCCCUGCUCCCCAACAAGGAGCCCGGCAAGAGGAUCCUCAACAUCGGCUUCGGCAUGGGUAUUAUUGACGGCAUGUUCGCCGAGACCAAGCCCGCCGUCCAUCACAUCAUCGAGGCCCAUCCCGAAGUCCUCGAGUACAUCUCCACCCCCGAGUCCAAGUUCGAUUCCACCUGGGAAGAGAGCGGUCCGGCUCCCGGUGCCUACAGAGUCUGGGAGGGCAAGUGGCAGCAGAUUGGACUGCAGCUCCUGGAAGAGGGCCAUGUCUACGAUGCCAUCUACUUUGACACCUUCGGCGAGGACUACGGCCAGCUGCGCAUGUUCUUCACCGAGUACAUACCUGGUCUGCUGGACUCCAACGGCAUCUUUGGUUUCUUCAAUGGACUGGGAGCCGAUCGCCAAAUUUGCUACGAUGUCUACACCAAGGUUGCCGAGAUGCACCUGGCUGACGCCGGUCUGGACGUGGAGUGGAAGGAGAUUCCCGUGGACAUGAAGGAGCUGGCUGAGGCCGACAAGGACGGCUGGGAGGGUGUGAAGAGGAGGUACUGGACUCUUGAUACAUACCGCUUGCCUGUGUGCACGUUCCUCGGAUAACCUUCUUGUUUCUUUUCUCUUUUCGAAAUAUCAAAAGCCGCGAUACCCAUUCUCUACCGUUGAAUCUUU